Messenger RNA from Ziziphus jujuba (common jujube), 884 nucleotides. Its product is annotated as FCS-Like Zinc finger 17. Bases 117 to 623 code for a protein of 168 amino acids. NCBI's taxonomy places the organism in Eukaryota, Viridiplantae, Streptophyta, Magnoliopsida, Rosales, Rhamnaceae. The record is from RefSeq and is a predicted model, not a curated record. The transcript is spliced from 2 exons.
CUAUUAUAUGCCCUCUUUCUUCUUCUUCUUCUUCUUCUUCUUCUUUUUCUCUGGCUCUUAAUCUACAAUAUCUCUCUUGAGUCUUCCAAAAUUUUUUCCAAUAAGCUAGCUAAGCAAUGCUUUCGAGAUUCAAGAUCCCCUUCAAGAUGGAAGAGCAACAUGAUGAUAAACAGAGUCAUGAUAGCUCAAUGAAGAGCUCGGUGGCUGUUGGGUUGCGAAUCCUCGUGCAGAUCUCAAACGGAAAGUCCAAUAUUGUUGUCAAAUCUGCAGUGAGACCAAGACACCACCAACACACAACAACAUCAUCUUCCAUCGAUGACUACUGUUUUCUCAAAACCUGUAAUCUUUGCAACGUGGGAUUAAGUCUUGAUAAGGAGGUCUAUAUGUACAGGGGUGAUCAGGGCUUUUGCAGCGUAGAGUGCAGGGACAGGCAGAUAUUGAUGGAUGAAAUGAAAGAAUUAGAGGCUUCAACAAAGAAAAUGAUAGCAUCUUGCAGGAAUUGUUACAAAACUAGUAGUGGAAGGAACAAUGAGACUCGCACUCUACUACAGGACAUGAUUAAUCAUAGACAUAAGCCAAUUAUCCCUCGUCAAAGGAAUCAACCAAUACUCUCUCUCUCAUAGUUGAUAAUUUAUAUAUAUAUAUAUACAUGUAUAUUGAUAUUGUUCAUUUCUACCGGAUAACAUGGUCCAACUUAGCUUAUGAUGGGCGUUUGCAUCCUAUUACUGGUAAAAGGGCACCUGCAAUAUCAAUGUUCUUUUUUUCCGGGAAUUAUACGGUACACAAUGUCCAGCAGAAUAAGAUUUUGAUAAAGAUAUUGUCUUUUGUCUAAUGAAGAGGAUGAGCUAAUUAAUAAUAACAUAUUAUUAUAUAUUUGUGGUAAA